Amoebophrya sp. A25 is the source of this 4110-nucleotide messenger RNA. NCBI's taxonomy places the organism in Eukaryota, Dinophyceae, Syndiniales, Amoebophryaceae. The record is from the annotation of a GenBank genome assembly.
CGCUACGUCUUUGUUUUGGGCGUAGGCGGACCUCUGCAUGCUAGAAAAAACCUUCACCCACCCAAUUGUGCCUAGUACUAGUUACUUAGAGGUGAGUGAUUGAUGAACUUUACGGUUCCUGUCACUUUUUAGUUUGGUCAAGAAACCCAACGAAAAAUAUUUAAUUUCUUCUACUAGAUCUAGGUCUAGGUAACUAGUGGAGAGAUAGGUGUAAUCGAGUCCGAGUAGACAGAAAUUAACUCCAAAGCUGUGAUUUGUCUUGAACAGUCUUUCUACUUUCUUUGUACUUUCUGACUAUUAAGAAAGCACGUCAUCGACAAGAACGUCAACUACAUCGCAAAAAUCGCCAAGACAAAAAAUGCCUCCAGCUUCAGAUAUUGACUUUGUUCCGGGACAUCAAGAGAAUCGCGUCACGGCUCAUGUUGCUAGUGUUGCGACUCCAGCCUGCGGGAGUGCCUCUCGCUGCGGAGCCCCAGGAGUAGAUGUGGCGUGCAACAAUAAGCUUGCUGGAAACGGAUCAGCUAGUGGCAGAACGACUGCAAUUGGAGACUACGAAAAUGUGAUCUUUGAUUUCGACUCCACAGUGAUAAAAUCCGAAUCAUUGGAGAUGAUGCUCGAGAAUGUGCUUGCUGCAGAUCCAAAGAAAGACGAGAAAAUGAGCCAAAUAGUAGCAUGGACGGCGAAAGGUAACAUUCAUUGUAGAUGAAAUUUAACUUCUUGAUACUAGUUGUAUCAUAUUACAUGUUGUCGGUUCUGAGCUGCAGCUGCUUUUCUUCUUUCGUCCUUUUCUACCGAACUCCUACUUAGCAUCACUUGAGCACGUCCAUCUCCGUUUUUAUCUAUCAAACUUUUCUACCGAGCUCCUACUUACCAUCACUUGUUAGCACGUCCGUUUUUAUCAAACUUUUCUACCAAACUCCUACUCACCAUCACUUGAGCACGUCCAUUUUUAUCAAACUUUUCUACCAAGCUCCUACUUAAUAUUUUAUCACUAUACACAGGUAUGGCCGGCGACGUUUCUUUCAAAGGAGGUCUUGAGGCUCGAUUGAGAAUAGCAGCGCCAAGAAAACAAGACUUAGAAUCGUUUGGGAAAAAGUAUUGCCCAGCGUAUUUUUCUGAUGGUAUGGAGACUCUUAUUGCCGACUUACACGCAAAAGGGAAGAAAGUCUUCAUACUCAGUGGCGGCUUUCGGGAUCUCAUAUUGCCGUUUGCGAGGUAAUUUUUUUCAAUUGUGAGUUAUUGCGCUGCUGCUUAAGUAAUCGAAGUGAAACUAAUAACAAUAGGCACAAGAGGAAUGACUAGCGUAGUAUGCAGUUCACGCAUUUAGUACUCUGCUCAGUCCAUAUCCAGCCAAUAAGGUCAUCCCACAGUAUCAGCAUCCUCUUACAAUUAAACAGACAUCUCCACAUUCCGGACGAGCGCGCUCAUGCAGUGUUAACGCAUUGGGAUGAGAAGGGCGAUUACGCAGGGCUAGAUGACUCGAAUGGCUUUGCAACUUCGAAACUGGAAGGCGCCAUGCGAAUGGCAAGUAUGUUUCGAGAAGGUGCUCACUCUAUGAUCACAGUAUUAACGAAAGGAUUUUCGAAGAAUGAGAUCAACGAUAAAACGUAACCCUUUGCAUCAUGUAGCCCAUUGAUUAUGAGUCAGUCACUUUGAUCAUUGUCAUUACCUUUGUUGUGAUGUUCUAUCCAUGCAAACACUCUUCCAUCAGCAUGAUCCUUCACUCCCUUCACGACAGGUCGCACCGUCAUGGUCGGCGAUGGCUACACGGACUACCAGGUGUUCGAGAGCGGCCUCGCUCAGGAGUUCGUCGCUUAUACAGAGCAUGUAGCCAGAGAUAAGGUGACUAGAGUGGCGCCCCACAUCGCGAGUGAUUGCAUCGUUUUGCAAAAAAUGCUGGGGGUGUGAAAGCAACACACAGGUUUUGGUUUCAUUUCUAGUAAUUUGUUUGGUGGUACUGUUGUAGUGAAGCCGUUUUUAUUUGAUGUGGUAUGCCACUGCAUCUAGUGCAAGAAUUGAUCUGCUGAGUCCUCUAGUUUGAUGGUCAUGUAAUCGAUGGAAAGCCGUGCUGUAUGUUAGUAGGUGUAACAAGUCUAGUUUGAUGGUGCUGUACUCUGUAGCUAAAACGCCCCAGAAUUUGAGGUCGUGUAGCAUGACUAUUAGUUAGCAACAAGUCUAGUUUGAUGGUGCUGCACUCUGUAGCUAAAGCGCCCCAGAAUUUGAGGUCGUGUAGCAUGACUAUUAGUUAGCAACAAGUCUAGUUUGAUGGUGCUGUACUCUGUAGCUAAAGCGCGCCAGAAUUUGAGGUCGUGUAGCAUGACUAUUAGUUAACAGCAAGCCUAGUUUGAUGGUCUUCCGCAGUCAAAAAGAUGAAAGAACAUGUUAUUUAGGGUAUGUAGAGUGCUUGUAGUCUUCUGACUUAGAAGCACGCGCAUUCAUAACGAGUUUAAAGAUGACUCACGAGGAAGCAUUCAGUUUACAGGAAUAUGAGUUUGAAUUUAACCUCCUUUCACAUGGGUGGUUGUUUCCAAAGUGUUUGGGUCUAGUUUGAUGGUAUUCAUUGUGGUCCAGUACAUAAGGGGUUCUUCAUCCUGAUUCUCUUCUAAUCAUUGACUUUAUCGCGCGCUAAGAAAGAAAAAUGUCUAAUGGAACAUAGCAGAACUAGCACUAGGGGUGAUCGUAUGCAUUUUGGGAAUCAUUUACGUUUUUUUUGUACCAAAGACGGGCUGUUGCAUACAAACCGACUGAGAGAAUCAUAAACAAAUUGUUGUUGAACUAUAAAACAAUAUGGGGGGAUGGAACGAGAACGAAGGGGAUGCAAAGUUUAACUACCUAGAAGUAACCCCACUUUUCACGUCUUGGCUUUUUGAUAACAUGAUACAGAUUGACAAGACCUAAAAACUUAUAUCUCACGAGGAGGUCCUCGAUUGUGGUGCAGCCUUGUGCUUCUCAGAUUCUUUUGGCUGCGGGCAAGAAGCAGGUGGUAUCUCAGGAAGUUGUAAAUUCUUCGCCGUGGACGGGUCUUGCCUGAGCUGCAUUGCCGGGCCCUAUUUAAGUGGAAUUAUGGCGGGAAAUUGUAGACCCAGGUCCCAAAAAAAACAAAGGCCCGAACCGCGAAGAUGAGUGAGCGAAUGAAUGAAUGCCGUUCCAUGUGCCGCCAACCUUAGGAAUGCUGCCAAUUUCCAGGCACUCUCUCACCGUCAAAGUUUAGGAAUUAUGCUUGGGAUUUGAAUUUGCUUAACCGAGAUCGAGGAGCGGGAAAAAUAGUGUCACCUUUUUUCACAACAUCGCGCGCAUAUUAUACUUACAGCAAGUUGUAUGCUCACAUGGAUAUGAGAGCAGUUGUUAGUUUUGCCCUUCUCCUUCUCGUCCGCCACCGGAUUCGUUCUAACUACAUCUGAUGUACAGCAAGUUACUGCUUGACUUUGAUGCACAACAAGUUACUUCUACACAGCACUUCUGUUGCAUAGCUGAGCAUAGCGCAACUAUUUCACAAGAACCACGCGGACCUUUUGACAUCGUGGGACGGUAAAAAAGGGACUGGAUACUGCUCUAUCUUCGGUCAAUUCUGUGGGAGUUCAGAAGAUCGAUUCGGAAACGUCUUCGUCGCUCCCUUCGUUUACACCAUGGUAAUGAAUUUCAUCUCGCGACCUCCUGUAUUCUUAUUGCAAAAUGAUACACAUACUUCUUCCUGUGCCUCUUCUAACACUUCUCCCAACAACACUUCUUACUACUUAUCUGGCUUCUUAUCAAGAACGUUGUUAGUUCCUAAUGAUAGAUCUCCCCUUUCUCGCCGUGGUUUCUGCCUUGCCCUUUGCCUGUUUCGCCGCGAGGUAGUGACAGGGCAAGGGCAUUGUGGGUGCGGCUGUUAAAGAAAUGCACAGCAGGAGAAUGGAAGUGAUUAGUGCACACGACAUUAAGUUUAAGUAUGGGCCUCCUUCUUCACAUUCGCUUCAGUUUCGAUGAGGAAGCUCUUUGCUCUUCUUCACUACGCGGGGAUGUGGUCUCCACCAAAGCUGACUUGCUCUUACCUUAUUGGUCAGAUCUCUUCGUUGAAACCAGACGAACUGAAGAAAGACUAUCAUGUGAUAGAGUGACCCGAAAGAAAAA